This is a messenger RNA of Dreissena polymorpha, 1479 nucleotides long. RefSeq lists its product as uncharacterized. The transcript is spliced from 11 exons. Bases 81 to 1232 code for a protein of 383 amino acids. The record is from RefSeq and is a predicted model, not a curated record. NCBI's taxonomy places the organism in Eukaryota, Metazoa, Mollusca, Bivalvia, Myida, Dreissenidae.
GGCCGAUGUUCCAACUAUUGUGGUCCCUAUAAAAUAUGAACGAAAUAGACUGAACGCAAGACAGUCGAAAGAGCGCAGACAUGUUCUUCAUCAGGUGUUUGGUCACUUUCUGCGUGGUUCUAGUGAAUGUCGGUUCUAUCCACGCAACGCCGCUGCCGAACAGCGUCCAAGCAACCUCGCCGACAAACGACGUCCAUGCAACGUUGACGACGAACAACGUCCAAGCAACGUCGCCGACGAACAACAUCAAUGCAACGUCGUCGACUCCGAACGACAACCAUCAACCUAUCCAAGGUCGCGCUGCCUCGGGUCCAAUGUGCAUGGACUGCAAGCGUUUACCAUCCCCUAGCGACUGUAACCACGUUAUCAAGUGUGCAGAACACGAGGUUUGUUACGUUACCCAAUUCGUUUCCGAUGGAGGGCACGUGUAUUAUGAUACGGGCUGCCAGGCUUCUACUCGAUGCCCAGUUAAUGACUGGGUUAACGACUCCGUGGUCAUUCGGCGAGCCCCUGGGGACAUCGAAACGUGCAUUGAAUGUUGUCAAGGCAACUACUGCAACCUCCAGGGAUGCAGUUCACAACCUAUACCAGAUAUCAACAUCCGUGGACCAAUGUGUUUUCAAUGUGAUGUACAGGACACACUUGACUCCUGUGAGACCGUGGUCAACUGCGGACCGAGCAACGAAUGUUUCCUGUCUACCCUAGUCAUCCCUCUUACCAACGAAGUGAAGUAUACGAGUAAAUGCAUGACCACAAUCCAAUUGCUCUCGAACACAUUGGGAGGUCAACGGAUCCACAUCCGCAACCGAAACGUCAACCACUCCAACCAAGCCGCAAACAGCACCACCCACCACCACCCGUUUGUACGUGCCAACCACAACGGGGGCGACCACCACCAACACCACCACCAAUUCGAACGUGUCAACCACAACGGGGGCGACCACAACCAACACCACCACCAAUUUGAACGUGUAAACCACAACGGGCGCGACCACAACAAACACCACCACCAAUUUGAACAUUUCAACCACAAUGGAGGCGACCACAACCACCAUCACCACCACCAUCGCCCAUACAACAACCCUCCGAUUGGCUCAAGUGACGUAAAGUUGCCAUGGCAUCAGGCCCACAUCAGGCCCAGGACACCUGCAAACAAGAUGGAGGAAGUCUCGUUGUGUUCCACGACAAAGACCCGGGUAAAGAAGACUUCGGAAAAUGGCUACAGUCCUUAACCAUUUAUCGUUAUUGGGUGGGGGCCACGGACGAGGGCAGUAAAGGCAAUUGGACCUGGGUGGACGGCGUGGCAAUUAGGGCGGAAUACUUCGGGCCGGGCGAGCCAAACAAUUACGGAUGGUCAAACGGACAACAUGAAGACGAGCAUUGCGCGGAGGCUUACUUUGACGGGCAUCGCAUGUUUUUGUACGACGAUAUAUGCGAAACUGUGUCGAAUUUCGUUUGCGAAAUAAAGCUAUGAGCAUC